ACGUGCGUCACACUAGCACUUCGCUGUCGUCGCGAUCAUUGCGGGGCAGCAAAAUCUCAGUCUUCAGUUUACAAUGAUUGUCUUUGCUAGAAUGCUAAAUGGGGUUUGUCAUUUGACGACAUUAAACUGUUUAAGGACUUUGAGUCACGCAGAAAAGACGUCUACUGCUGCAAAAUUAAGAACAGGAAUAUUACGUUUCAGGCUGAGAUAUGUCCUAUGGAUGGUGGCCCAGAGAAGCCAUGCAAGGUCAUACUGUUCGAAUAACAUUGGGCAUGCUAGUCAUGGGUCAACAUACACAACAUCACUUUUGAAAGCGCGGUUUGCCUAUCACAGAUUGAACAGAAAUGUUUCAUCUCAGAACACUCACAGUGUGAGUGUGAAAGAUGCAUCCAAGGAACACCAGCAGAAACCAGUGGAAGCAGAACGUUGCAAUGUAUCAAAGUUGGAGAAAACCCCCUCUCCCACGGAGCCAAGAACACAAGAGAACCCUGCUGAUGUGUCACAGCAGACUCCUGUUCUGACCAGGCCCACAUCCUUGCUAAGAAUUCCUGCUGCAGGUGAGGAUAAACGAGUCAACAAACAGAAUAAUAAAGCCUCAAGUCAGAAGGACGGACGGUUUUCAACAUCAGUAGCACCAUCACCUAUCAAGAAGAGAGCUACUGCAUCGGUCUCAACAAAUGCAUCAUCAUCAAAACAAACAUCAAAAGCAUCCCCAACAAGGAAGAAGGUGUCAAAGGAAAAGGUGCUGGUGUCACAUAAGAAAGGCCAAAACCCUCAGAAGAAUAUUUUGUCCUGUUCUGGCCAAGCAAAACUUUCAUCCACAAAACCAAACACUCAGAGCAAGGCUGAUGCAGGGAUCAAGGGAGCAAAAACUGGUAAUCAAAAUACAAAAAAGAGUAGCACGUCUAAACUUGAUAGGGGCAAAACUGCAUCGAUUCAGGCAAAGUCCAAAGGGGCAAGUAAAAGUAAACCUGAGACAGGAAACCAGCAAACUUUGACUGGUAACCAAACUCUAGUUGGGAACAGUUCAACCAGUCACAAGGAAGCAGCAAUCAUGUCAGCUGUGUCACAAUCUCAUUUGGCAAAUUAUGCCAAAUCUGAUACGAAGGCACACAGAAUAGAGACUAGCGCUCAACCUCACAAGAGUGAUUCAGCAAGUGACCCUGAUGGUUUGGGUCAGUCAUUUGGUCAAAGGUCAAGUCAAAGUGCAGGUCAAAAGUCAAGUAUGGCUACACAAGCAGCUGCUGACUCUGCCUAUUCAAACAGGAGUUCUACUAUGAAUCACCCUCUCAAUGGUGCAAUAGUAAGUGAAGCAAGUGCAAUUCCAAGUGAGCCUUUUAACUUGUUAACUGCCAGUAAGAGGAAUUACUUCAGCACAAUACAGUUCAAACACAUGAUACCGCCAAAAGUUGGAACGAGGAGCAAACUCCACAAAGGACUAAAUGAGUUCAGGGACGAGCACAAUGAAGCUACCUUUUUUGAUUCUGCAGUGGACAGAGACUUUAAUGUGGAUGAGGUGGUCCACACCAAAGUCCAGUCUAAAUCUAGCAAGGAGAAACGUCACUACUGGGGUAUUGUAAAAACCCCACAAGCUUACCUGCAACCCUUCAUGGAUGUCAGCAUCUUCUGUGGCAUGGUCCAGGAAGCGCAAGCGUUGUUUGACUCUGCCAGACAACAUGACCAACCACUAGAAACAGAUCAUUAUAACACUAUGCUGCAAGCAUGGGCAAGAAAAGGAGAUCUUCAACAGGUCCGGAAUUUGUUCUCUCAGAUGACUGCAAGUCAAGUGAAGCCAGACCUACAAUCUUAUGCUGCUGCAUUGGAAUGUAUGGGACGAAUGAAGGAUACUGACCGCAGCACUGUCACCAAAUGCCUAGAGCAAAUGGAAUCCGAGAAACUAUCAGUCUCUGAUAUCUUCAACGUCUGUAAAUUCACCAAUGAUAGUAGAGAGGUCAUCCUGCGUUUACUUCAAGAUGUCAUCCCAGGGUUCCAAGCCCCGCCUCCUUCACAGCGCCCUCAGUGCCAGCUACAAAUUGUUCAGGAUCUGUAUGGAGAAGGCAACUCAACAAGCAAGACCAAUGCAAGCUCUUCUGAUGUCAUCACCAAGGAAGAGAUUCUCUGCAAGCUAGAUGAACAGAUGGAUAUGGAGAAGACAGAGACAGUGAUGGUGCCGUCUAUAGAACAAGAGAAUCCUCUGACUAACCACACCCUUCAAAAGCGUGCUAUCUUGGAAGAGCAUCGACAGUUAUGGCAAAGUGCCUUAUUGACAGCCUUGAAAUUUGAAAUUCAGAAACUUGCCAAGAUAAAUAAGGUCAAACGAGCGACAGUUGGCAAGUUGAACUUCUACCCCUUCCUGUCCAUCAUGGAUCCCAAGGAGUAUGUAGAACUAAUGCUAGAAGCUUUACAGAACCUAGCUGUGUCAACAGAGGGCAGUAUGACAGUGUCACUGGCCAGAGAACUUGGUAACAGGGUCCAACGGAAAUUCUUCAUUCGAAGGAAGAUAAAGAUAGGUGUAGCCGACAAGUUACAGGAACUAUACAGACAGUAUGUGAGUGAGGGCGUUGGUUUGAAAGUUCUGAACUAUCGAGAACUGUGGCAGAGUCUUGAAGACAAGAACCCUGAAGGGCCCACUGUGGAUGCUGAUGUACAAGGCUGGCCUGCAAAUAUAAUUUUAGGGCUGGGAAGUCUUCUUGCUGACAUCAUGAUCAGAGAAGUCAAGAUUAAUAUAAACAUGGUCAACAGCAAGAAAGAGAAAAAAAUGAUUCCAGCUUUGUAUUACAUGUACACCUACAGGAGUUUCAAGCAAGUUGGAUAUGUGAAGCCACACCCAUCCCUCGUUGAGUUGCUUCAGCAAGCCAAGAAAUCCCAGAUGCCAUUUGAGAGCAACCUUCUGCCUAUGCUAACCCCUCCCAUCCCAUGGACCUCUGUCAAGUUCGGAGCUUAUCCUCUCAGUACCACUAAGAUCAUGCGUUGUAAAGACGGCACAGCCCAACAUCAGCUUCUACUGGAGAAGACUAAGUCAGCUGAGUUGUAUCCAGUACUAGAUUCUCUCAACCAACUAGCAACUGUACCAUGGAAAGUCAACAAACCCAUUCUCGACAUAAUCAUGGCUGUGUUUAGGGAAGGAGGAAGUGAAGUGUUGGACAUACCCCAGCCACCAUCUGUGCUCGCUCCUGUACCCAAACCGACAGGAGAGGCCACUGCAGAAGAACUGGCAAAGGUUCAAAAAGAGAGGGCAGCAUUGCGCAAGAAGCAGGCAGAGAUGCAUUCACUACGCAUGGACAUGUUAUAUAAGUUGUCCAUUGCUGAUAAGUAUCGUGAUGAAGUGACGUGGUUUCCACAAAACAUGGACUUCCGUGGGCGUGUCUACCCCUGCCCUCCUUACCUUAAUCACAUGGGCAGUGAUGUCAGCAGGAGCAUUCUAUUAUUUGCUAAGGGGUUACCAUUAGGGAAGGAUGGGCUAGAUUGGCUGAAAAUUCAUCUGGUGAAUCUGACAGGACACAAAAAAAGGUGUUCAUUGGCUGAGAGAUUAAAAUAUGCAAAUGAGAUGAUGCCAAAAAUUAGCGACUCGGCUGAAAAUCCACUGAAUGGAUUUGGCUGGUGGACAACUGCUGAAGAUAAGUGGCAGGUCUUGGCUUGCUGUAUGGAGAUCAACAAGAUUAUGAAACACCCUGGAGAUCCCAGUACAUAUGUCAGUCACCUACCGAUACACCAGGAUGGUUCGUGUAACGGUCUUCAACAUUAUGCAGCCUUAGGUCGAGAUGUCGUAGGAGCACGGCAGGUUAAUCUAACUGAUACAGAAGCACCCCAAGAUGUCUACAGUGGAGUGGCAGAAAUGGUUGGAGACAUUUGCAAGAGAGAUGCACAAAAUGGAGUGCAUCUGGCUCGCAUGCUGUGUGGGCAAAUCCAUCGCAAGGUUGUCAAGCAGACCGUCAUGACGGUCGUGUAUGGAGUGACUCUCUAUGGAGGUAAGUUACAAAUCUUGAAGCAGUUGAAGGAGUCAAGCAACAUUCCUCCAGAACAGAUGCAGUAUGCCGCUGGAUAUCUGGUCCUCAAAGUCUUCCAAAGUCUGCGUCAGAUGUUUACCAAGACCAGAGAAAUACAGGAUUGGUUGACUGAGUGUGCUUGGCUGAUUUCCAAAGCUGGACAAACAGUUGAAUGGGUCACCCCACUAGGUUUACCAGUGGUCCAACCUUAUCAUAAGAAGAAUCUCCGAGUCAUUAGCCAUGCUGAUCGGAUCAUGUACCAUGAAGAUCGAACUGAUGACACAGAGCGGCCAGAUUCCAUGAAGCAGAAGAACGCUUUCCCACCUAAUUUCAUCCAUUCCCUUGACUCUACUCACAUGAUGCUGACAUCUCUCUAUUGCCACAAAGCUGGCAUAGACUUUGCCUCAGUGCAUGAUUGCUUUUGGACUCAUGCGUGCUGUGUCCCCGUCAUGAACAAAAUUUGCAGAGAGCAGUUUGUCAGGCUCCACAGUGAGGAAAUUCUUCAAGAUCUGGCAGACUUCCUGAUGCAAAAAUAUGGUCAUUUAAACAUAAUUAGCACUGCCAAGUUGUUGAAGACCAACCCAGAAAUGAAAACCAUCGGAGAUUAUAUCAUCCAGGUUCCUGAAAAAGGAAAAUUUGACCUCCAGAAAGUCUUGCAAUCAACAUUCUUCUUCAGUUGAUAACCCUUAAUAAGAGGAAGAGAUUUUAAAUUACCCUGUUUCCUAUGGAUGUGUGAUCUGUGCUCAGUGUUACUACUGAAAAUUCUGCCUACAGAAAAAUUCCACAUGGGCAAGUUCUUCAUGAAUGUAAAGUCAGUGUUGUACAAGCUACAAGCAUUGUAGAUUUAUCCUGUCUUAGCUUGAUGCAGUUGUGAGCUUGUCAGGUAGAAUAAACCUUUUGUGACUUAAAUUUGAAUAAAAUCUGGUACAUAUACACCAAGUUAUUUGAUUGCACAUAAACAUACCAACUUGAAUUCCC
Molecule: messenger RNA, 4964 nt
Organism: Acanthaster planci (crown-of-thorns starfish)
Lineage: Eukaryota; Metazoa; Echinodermata; Asteroidea; Valvatida; Acanthasteridae
Product: DNA-directed RNA polymerase, mitochondrial-like
Biological process (GO): mitochondrial transcription
Cellular component (GO): mitochondrial DNA-directed RNA polymerase complex
Molecular function (GO): DNA-directed RNA polymerase activity; protein binding; mitochondrial promoter sequence-specific DNA binding
Source: RefSeq, a predicted model, not a curated record